Gamsiella multidivaricata is the source of this 516-nucleotide messenger RNA. RefSeq lists its product as uncharacterized. Bases 79 to 399 code for a protein of 106 amino acids. The record is from RefSeq and is a predicted model, not a curated record. Lineage: Eukaryota; Fungi; Mortierellomycota; Mortierellomycetes; Mortierellales; Mortierellaceae. The transcript has a single exon.
CGCAGCAUCCAGCCCAUUGGAGUUGAGAGACUCAGUUUAGAUCACAAUAGUCGUCAGGGAAACCAACGAUGUCCAUAGAUGGCUGAACGCAUUUUUUUUCCCUUUUUCUUACUGGCUAUGCCGAGAUCGCUGUGCGGGGUCUCCCGGCUUCUUGGCAGAGGCUUCGCGUGUCCUCAUAAACAUCAACCGUGGGAGACCUGCGUUGCCUUGGAGGGGACCAUGUACAAUCGGAAUACGGAAAAGAAGACCUUGCCUCGUACCUGUACACAUGGACGCACCGUGGACAGUGAGGUAUCGUGCGGCGAUGUGUCUAGCUCAAGGGACAAUAAACAACAACACAAACACACGGCGGCGCUUUCAAGCACCCGUCUCGGAGACACAAAAGAGCGAUCCCGCUAAGGAAGCACAGGAAGAGCAGUGGGCAGCCCCAUCCAUCGCAAAGACGCAGAGGGAGGAGAGCACUGUGGAAAAAAAAAAUACGUGCAGCCAUUAAUAUACAAGCGAAGUGAUGUACCG